Rotaria socialis is the source of this 747-nucleotide messenger RNA. The record is from the annotation of a GenBank genome assembly. Lineage: Eukaryota; Metazoa; Rotifera; Eurotatoria; Philodinida; Philodinidae.
AUGUCAACAAAACAAUCAAAACAGAUUGUACCGAAAAACAAGGCUCAACCGAAAAAGCGUCCAUCCGUUCGACCUCGUCUUGUUUUCGAAGAACCACACAUAUUUCGUGUUAAGAGUGCACAAUCACUUUCACAUUUACAAGAAAGUCGUGAAUUUCUUCCUUGUGCAGCUUGUCUUACAGAAGAUGAACGACGACAAGGAAGAUCUGAUCGACCACAUUCUUCGUACAGUCGUCAACCACCAGCUCGAUCUCGAUCAUCUGAGCCACGGCCAUCAACAGGAAUCAAAAAGAAAUCUCGAGCACGACCGUCAGCUGCUGAUUUAGAACGAUUAAGUCGACCAAAAACUAUACGAGAACAACCAGUAUCAGAUAACUGUAAUUGGAAUAAUUUUAUUAAGAAAAAAAGCAAAUACGCUAUCAAAACACCGUAUGCUUUAUGCAAUUUAGCAUAUGGUCAUGAAAGUUCAGAAACUCGUCCACCAUUUGCUAACUAUGGUGGACGUUACGAUGAUAAACAUCAUGGAGAAAAACGAACAUUCAAUUCUUUAGCUAUUCAUCAAUUGAAACAUCAUGAACAUGAAGAAGAACGUUUAUCAGAAGUACUUCGUGAACGACGUCUUCGUCUACAAGCAAAAAUGUAUUUUCGUGAAAUGGAAGAACGAAGAGCUCGUGCACAAGAAUUACAUGAUCGUGCAGCACGUGCUUCAACUGAAUAUCGAGAUAAUUAUCGACCACCCUUCAACUAA